Miscanthus lutarioriparius is the source of this 1410-nucleotide messenger RNA. Lineage: Eukaryota; Viridiplantae; Streptophyta; Magnoliopsida; Poales; Poaceae. The record is from the annotation of a GenBank genome assembly.
AUGGUUUCAAGAAACACAAGGUCAUCAAGAAAUAAUCAGAGAUCAGCACCAACUGAGAAUGAAAGAGAGCUAAAUGACAACGUCAAUGUGAAUGCUAGUGAGGCUGACAAAGAAGCAAGUGGUGCAGCUGCUACUCAGACUGAAACUGAGUCUCCAACAGGUCGUAAUUCAGCCCUCAAAAUCAAGCAAGCGAAGAAGAAAACUUCACCAGGUUGGAAGCAUUUCAAUGAGAUAUUUGUUGAAGAAAAUGUGGAUGACAUGGUUAUCAAGAAGGCAAUGGCAGCAUGCAUGUAUUGUGAUGAUGUUCUCACAGCCCCAAGCAAUCAAGAUAAUGCAUCUUCAAAUGAUGUUUGUGUGGACACAGUCAUUUCUACUCUUAACGGUCAUGGUUCUGUACACUGUGCUGUCAAGUUCUUUCAUAAGCUUGUGCUAUGUUAUCCUGACAAAUAUAGUUCACAUGCUCCUGCAAGAGAGAAAUGGGAUUAUGCUGCAGCCCUGUGCAGCUACUUGGAAAUAUUUUAUGAUGACACUAAACUUCUCUCAGGGUCCCAUUAUCCAAUAGCAAACUUGUUCUUUUCUGAAUUUUGUGAAAUUAACCUCAAGAUUAUUGAGUGGCUGAAAAGCAAUGACAAAUUUGUUGUUUCUAUGACUAAGUCAAUGAAGGAGAAAUUUGAUAAGUACUGGGAUAUGAGCAAUAUUGCUCUUGCUGUUGCAUGCUUCUUGGAUCCAAGGUACAAGAUGAAGGUGGUUGAAUUUUAUUACAGUGAGAUGUCAGAUGAUUACGGAUUUGAUGAUAUAUAUGAGUUCAAGAAAAUUCUGCAAAAGCUUUAUGAUUCUUAUGCCUCCAAGUAUGGUUCUAGUGCAGCUAGCUUUGUGCAAGAAUCUGAACCUAGAACUGCUAGAACUUCUAGAACUUCUCAGUGCUAUGUGGAUUUAAAUGAGGAGCAAAAGAGAAAAAGAUUAAGUUCAUUUCUAAGGGACAACACUGAACCUAGCCAAGAGCAGACUGACUUCGAGCAAUAUAUCAAAGAUCCAUUGCUGACUUGGAAAGAAGGUGACUAUUUUGACAUUUUGAGCUGGUGGAAGACCCAUAGUACAAAAUAUCCUAUCCUUGGUCGACUUGCAAGGGAUGUUUUAGCUAUUCCUGCAUCAACAGUAGCAUCUGAAUCAGCAUUCAGUGCUGGAGGAAGAGUUGUUGACAAGUAUCGCAUCCGUUUGGACCCUCAAGUUGUUGAGGCCCUUAUUUGCUCCAAGGAUUGGAUAAGAGCAUCAAGGGAAGAUCAAAGUGGUGUAGCUUCAAUUCUUGAUGAUUUGGCUGGUCUUGCUACAAAUGACGAAGCUGAACAAGAUGAAGGUGAUCAUGUUGAUGGUGAUGCUGCUCACAUCAUUGUGGAUCAGGAAGAAAUUUAG